Messenger RNA from Penicillium chermesinum, 14346 nucleotides. RefSeq names its product AAA family ATPase midasin. Gene Ontology annotation, biological process: ribosomal large subunit assembly; rRNA processing. Gene Ontology annotation, cellular component: preribosome, large subunit precursor; nucleus. The record is from RefSeq and is a predicted model, not a curated record. The annotation marks the transcript as partial. NCBI's taxonomy places the organism in Eukaryota, Fungi, Ascomycota, Eurotiomycetes, Eurotiales, Aspergillaceae. Gene Ontology annotation, molecular function: ATP hydrolysis activity; ATP binding. The transcript is spliced from 5 exons.
GCAUCCUCUGCGCGGUCGGGUCUCAUGAUGGAUGUCAGACCCUUCUACGAGAGGACUCUGACCGAGUCUGAGCUGCUAGAGCAGUUACCGAAUGAGCUCACUAGUCUCAUUCAGUCUGCUUCAGGAACUCAGCAGCUCCACGCGCUUGCGCAGGGCGCAUUAAACACACGACUGACGGAGACUGUAUUCCGCACUUACGAGCCUAUAGCUGUGGAUUUAGCGGCUAGAUGGAUCCGAAAAGAUUUUCAAGCCGAUCCGAUUCAAAUUUUGGCUGCAUUCGCCCGUAUUCUCCCUCUUGCGCCAUACCUCCGACCUUUCGCUGGACAGUAUGCUUUGUCCAAGAUCGGUCCUCUUUCAGCGCUCGCGGGAUCGAAGGAACUUACAUUACGACAACUAGAUCAAGAGAGUAUUCGGACAUUGUUACUUGCUCUAUUUCGACUCCUGUCAUUCGAUCUCGAAACAUUCUCAAAAGCCGUAUCGCCAAUCCAACUUCAAUCUCUAUUCCCACACGAAGAUCCAAUAACGAGGUAUCUUGCCAUUCGAUGCUUUGCCAUUUACAUGCAUGCGGCAGAUGCUGCCACUCAAAGCAUGCUGCGCAUAAACACCGGCGUUGAUCCUAUCGAGGGGGAAUGGGAGGGAACCACAAUUGACUAUCGCCUACUGGGCCUUUGGGAGGAGCGCAGAUGGGAAGCCCUCGACGAAGUCAUGCGAAGUCAAAGACUCUCACAGUCAGAUCAAGAUGAGGCGGCAAUCGUUGAGCGAUUGCGGGGUUCUUUCACCGGCCAAUCUGCUGAUGUAUGCGGCAUUUUGAUCCCACGAUUGAAAGAGGUAUCACCGGCUUCGUCGUCCAUAGUGAAAACUCCUAUCGCGACUGCCAAUUUGCGCCGAGUCGCUAAGUCACUUCUAGGGUAUAAGCCUAUUUUGUUAAUUGGCUUACCCAACUCUGGUAAAACGUCUUUGAUCAAUGAUAUCGCGGCUACCAUGGGUCAAGCGGAGUCGAUGGUCACACUACACCUCAACGAGCAAACGGAUGCCAAAAGCCUUCUUGGGAUGUACUCCACGUCUUCUAGCACAGGCUCAUUUUCGUGGCAGCCAGGUGUGUUGACGAAGGCAGCGAGGGAAGGCCGUUGGGUUUUGAUUGAAGAUCUUAACCGUGCGCCUUCUGAAGUUCUCGGUCUUAUUCUUCCGAUCAUCGAGCGAGGAGAAUUGACUAUCCCAAGCCGGCGAGAAAGAAUUAAAUGUGCUGAAGGUUUCAAGAUUAUCGCGACCAUGAAAUCUUCAUACAACAUUGCUGGUGAAGAGAUUGCUCCGAAUUCAUCAAUGCUUGGUAGCCGCUUAUGGGAAAGAGUUCAGAUAUCACCUCUUUCUGUUCAGGAGAUGCAGGAUGUCAUACUCCAAAAAUUCCCGUUGUUAGAAUCCCGCGUACCGACCAUUAUGGAUGUAUAUGAGAGAGUUUGCGCUGCAUUCCAUGGAAGCUUGGCUAUCAAAGGCUCUCAGGGUCGUACUCCAGGCUUCCGUGAUCUAAUUAAGCUCUGCAGUCGUCUUCACCGGAGGCUGCAACGCAUGGGUGCUAAAACUGGCUACGAAGCUACACCAGAAGGAGCCGACGAUGAAAUUUUUUUGGAUGUUGUGGAUAUUUUCUUGAAGUAUCUCCCAGAAAAGUCCAUGCAAGAUGCCCUGGCGGCGGUUGUAGCAGAGGCUCUCCAGAUUUCUCCUCAGCGAGCGCAGUUCUGUCUACAUGAGAGAGCUCCUUCUUACACAGACAAGACUAACAGUUUAGUUCUUGGCCGUGAAGUUUGCCAGAAAAUCAAAGUGCCAAGUAGCUCGGCCUUGAAGCUCGCUGCAGCCGCUUCGAAAUUCGCUUCCACAAGAUCUGCCCUAUCUCUCAUGGAACAGGUUGCUGCCUCCGUGCAGAUGGCAGAGCCGGUCCUUCUUCUCACCGUGGUCAACUUGUCGCAACAGAGUGAAAGCACUGAUUUAUUGGGAGGAUUCAAACCUGUCAGCAUUCGCACAAUGGCUGUGCCUAUGCUGGAUGAGUUCACUCAAUUGUUCGAGUUAACGUUCUCGGCGAAGAAAAACCAGAAGUUCUUAUCUUCAAUUUCAAGGAGCGCGGCUUCUGGAAACUGGCCACGCUUGGUCAAUCUCUGGCAUGAGGCUGUUAGACUGGCUAACGGCGUUUUCAACCCUCCACGUGAUAGCCCGAAGGAAAGCGAGAUUGGGGAUGAGCAGCCUUCUAAGAAACGCAAACUUGAUUCGCCCAAAUAUCAGCACCUACGCCAACGAUGGGAUGGUUUUCACACCCAACUUGCCGAGUUUGAAGCUCAAGUAUCUCAAGGUGAUGCCAAAUUUGCGUUUGCUUUCGUUCAAGGAAAGAUUGUCCGAGCACUGAGGAAUGGCGAGUGGGUUCUGUUGGAUGAAGUCAAUUUGGCUUCUCCUGAUACCCUUGAGAACAUUGCUAGUUUGUUGCAUCACGGAAGUGAGGGCUCACCAUCGGUUCUACUGUCUGAGGCUGGUGAUGUGGAACGAGUUUUUGGUCACUCAGAUUUCAGAAUCUUUGGUGCCAUGAACCCGGCUACUGAUGCUGGCAAGAGAGACCUUCCGCCUGGUUUACGGUCCCGUUUCACUGAGUUUUAUGUUCACUCUCCUGAUAGUGAUUUGAACGAUUUAUUGGCUUUGAUUCAGAAAUAUCUGGGAGACUUGAAUAUUCGGGAUCCUCGAGCUGCCCCAGACCUUGCACAACUCUACAUGGAAACCAAGAAACUCAGCAUCGAUAACAAGCUCACUGAUGGCGCCGGCCAACGACCACAUUUUAGCAUCCGUACACUUGUUCGUGCCCUUAUCUAUGUCAUCGACCACACUCAUGUAUAUGGACUACGUCGUGCUAUUUUCGAAGGAUUUAGCAUGAGCUUCUUGACGGUUUUGAGCCUGGAAUCCGAGAGGUCCCUGAUCCCGCUCCUUGAAGCACACAUCUUCAGCAGCGCCAAAAAUGCGAAGUCUCUGCUGGGCCAAACCCCUCAACCUCCUGUCGACGGCCACGAAUAUAUCCAAUUCAAGCACUAUUGGAUGCGACGUGGACCUCUGACUCCCGAAGAACAACCUCACUACAUCAUUACACCAUUCAUCGAAAAGAACCUGAAGAAUCUGGUCAGGGCCAGCUCGACUCGGCGUUUCCCAGUCUUGCUGCAAGGCCCGACAUCAGCUGGAAAGACGAGUAUGAUUGAAUAUCUGGCGAAGGUAUCUGGCAACAAGUUUGUUCGAAUCAACAACCAUGAGCACACCGAUCUCCAGGAGUACCUUGGUUCCUAUGUUUCCACCGAUGAUGGAACAUUGAAAUAUCAAGAGGGUGUUUUAGUUGAAGCCUUGAGAAGUGGUUACUGGAUCGUUCUUGAUGAGCUAAACCUUGCACCUUCCGAUGUUCUCGAGGCACUAAACCGACUUUUGGAUGAUAAUCGCGAGCUAUUCAUCCCAGAAACUCAAGAAGUCGUCCAUCCUCAUCCGAACUUCAUGCUAUUCGCUACGCAAAACCCUGCAGGUCUUUAUGGUGGCCGAAAGGUUCUGUCUCGCGCUUUCCGGAAUCGUUUCCUCGAAUUACAUUUCGAUGAUAUUCCGGAGAGUGAACUGGAGUACAUCUUGAAGGAGCGCUCCCAAAUUGCGCCUUCAUUCUGCACACGAAUUGUCGCAGUUUAUCGCAAGUUGUCCUUGCUGCGCCAGUCUAAUCGGCUUUUUGAGCAGAAGAACAGCUUUGCCACUCUUCGUGACUUGUUCCGAUGGGCUCUUCGCGAAGCAGAUGACCGUGAACAAUUAGCAAUUAAUGGAUUCAUGCUUCUUGCUGAACGUGUUCGCCUGGAUGAGGAUGUGCUGUACAGCACUAAACAGUUGGAAAAGAAUAUUCCAAGCAUGGGGGAGCUACCUACGGGAAUUGUCUGGACUAAGGCUAUGCGACGUCUCUUCAUUCUGGUCUCUGAAGCAAUUCGAAAUAAUGAGCCUGUCCUUCUCGUGGGAGAGACGGGAUGUGGUAAAACCCAGCUUUGCCAGGCGGUUGCGGAGGCUUUCCAAAGAGACCUAUUCAUCGUCAAUGCCCAUGUCAACCUGGAGACCGGGGAUCUUAUUGGUGCCCAAAGGCCAAUCCGCAAGAGAGCAGCCAUUGAGAAACAGCUGACCGAUGAUCUUCGAUUGCUCAUCAAUGGUGACCAGGGAUCACUUGCCCCUCUUGAACAGCUGAAGGAAGAAUUCCUCGCUCUCAGUCUGGAGGAGAGGCAAGCAAAAGACCAAGAUGUUGUGCGCAGGGUUGAGAGGAAUAUAGUGCGGGUUAACGCGCUGUUUGAGUGGUCUGAUGGAAGCCUUAUCACUGCUAUGAAGACGGGGCAUUUCUUCCUUCUUGACGAAAUUUCUCUAGCCGAUGACUCUGUGUUAGAAAGACUCAACAGUGUUUUGGAACCUCAUCGGACCAUUUUGCUGGCUGAGAAAGGACCUAUUGACAGUAUGGUUGUUGCCGAUGGAGGCUUCCAAUUUCUAUCAACAAUGAACCCUGGUGGUGACUAUGGUAAAAGAGAACUUUCCGCCGCUCUCCGAAAUCGAAUGACGGAAAUUUGGGCUCCUCAGCUCUCAGAUGACGAGGACAUCUUGCCAAUUCUCCAAGUGAGGCUGGACCUCAAAGACGAAAAAAUCGCGAGGGCAAUGCUCCAAUUUGCCAAAUGGUUCAAAUCUGUUUUCCAGAAUACCUCGACCACUUCCUUGUCUCUCCGCGAUCUUCUUGCUUGGGUUGACUUUGUCAAUACAUGCCAGAGUGCUGAUAUUCUCUUCGCAAUCAUUCAAGGCGCGGCCAUGGUAUUUGUAGAUACCCUGGGAGCUAACCCAGCGGCUAUGCUUGCCGUUUCUCUCAAUGAUCUUGAUGGAAAUAGGCAAAAAUGCUUGGACAAAUUGAGCGAACUUUUUGCUGUGAAUGCUUCUGACAUAUACUGGAAGGCGUCCAGUGUCAGUGUUGACUCUGGUUUUCUACGGGUGGGGCCUUUCUCUUUGCCUAUAGUUGGGGAGACCGAGCCUGACUCGCAAUUCACAAUGGACGCUCCGACAACUAUUGCAAACUCUGUCCGAAUUGCACGUGGACUGCAAUCGUCAAAGCCAAUUCUGAUGGAAGGUAGCCCUGGUGUUGGUAAAACUACUCUUGUCACAGCUCUCGCCAAGGCUCUCGGAAAACCUCUCACCAGAAUCAAUCUUUCGGAGCAAACGGACCUUACGGACUUAUUUGGGUCUGAUGUCCCAGUUGAAGGAGGCGAUGUUGGCCAAUUCACAUGGAGGGAUGCUCCAUUCCUUCGAGCAAUGCAGCGUGGCGACUGGGUGUUGUUGGAUGAAAUGAACCUUGCUUCACAGUCUGUUCUUGAGGGUCUUAAUUCGUGUCUAGAUCAUCGACAGCAAGUCUAUAUUGCCGAAUUGGAUCAGACGUUCAAAAGACACCCAAAUUUUGUUCUGUUUGCUGCACAGAAUCCUCAUCACCAAGGCGGUGGGAGAAAGGGACUUCCAGCCUCUUUCGUGAACCGAUUCACGGUCGUCUAUGCUGAUAGCUUGACUGAUGGUGAUUUGAAGAAAAUCUGCGCAAAGCUUUUCCCAGGCAGUCCUUCCAUCCAAACAGAGAGAGUGGUCGAUUUUAUCUCUAUGCUCAAUAUCGCUAUUGCAACAGAGCGUCGGUUAGGAGCUGUUGGUGGUCCGUGGGAAGUAAACUUGAGAGACAUUCAGCGAUGGCUUCAACUGGCCGACCGAGGAGAGUUGCAAAUCCCAACUAAGCACUUUCUGGAUGUUGUCAUCAGCCAUCGCUUCAGAAGUGAAGAAGACCGCCUUCUGGUCUCCCAGAUGUACGAUCGCGUCUUUACAGGCUCGGAAAGUGGUCGGAAGAGCUACUACCACAAUCUUACCCCCGACUAUUUCCAAGUUGGCCUUGGCAUCUUAAAGCGAGACCGUCUUCUUCAGCGCUCGGUCAAUCCCUCAAUGAAGAUUCUCCCUCGUGAUUUGCAUAUCCUUGAGUCACUGAUUUUUUGCAUCGACAAUUCCUGGCCUAGCAUCUUGGUGGGGAUGGCAGGGUGUGGCAAAACUACACUGAUUCGGAAGCUUGCAGCUCUUAAUGGCGCAACUCUGGAAGAGCUCGCCCUUAGCGCCGAUACAGAUACCAUGGAUCUGAUUGGCGGCUUCGAGCAAAUUGAUCACAGAAGAGAAGUCUCGUCUUUCAUUCAUGAUGUCCAUCUCUUUCUUCAAGAGCAAAUUAUCAAUUCUUUUGCAUUGGGCGAAGUAUCUGAUGCUGUUGGCUCAGCUCUUCAAAUAUGCCAGCACUUGAAGAGCACCAAUUGUUCUCUGGAAACAGUGAUUUCAUCCCUCUCUGAGCUUUGCGAAUCCUACUCAGAAGCAACUCUACGGGGGUUUCUCGAGCGGGGGCGAAGUCUUUGGAAGACUAUAAAAGAGUCUGACAAGAUGAAAGUUGGCUUCGAAUGGACGGAAGGCGUGUUGACCCGUGCUGUUCAAAAUGGCCACUGGGUGGUUCUUGACAACGCGAACCUCUGCAACCCAUCUGUUCUCGACCGAUUGAAUUCCCUUACAGAGCCGAAUGGCACUCUCAUUUUGAACGAACAACGAACUGAAGAUGGAUCAGCUCGAAUAAUCACUCCUCACCCCAACUUUCGCAUUUUCCUUACAAUGGAUCCUCGCCAUGGCGAGCUGUCUCGGGCUAUGCGGAACAGAUGUGUAGAGAUAUGUUUCAUGGCAAAUGAGUUUCAGCAAAUUCCAGCAACCCUUGGUCCUUCUUAUACAUCUGAAUCGGCUUUGUAUCGAUUGCGCCAUCUUCGCAAUGUUAUUCCUACUGCGGAAUCAAAUGUGUGCCAGGAGUCAUUUGACGUUUGCUUGGACCACCUUUCGCCCUCCGAUCUGUCGUAUCUACAGAAGUCUUCUAGCGUGUAUCUUGCCAAUGCUAUUGAUGCAGAGACAAAACAGAUUGCCAUUAGUGCUUUGGAGAGCUUCUCAUCCGUUCUCCACGAAAAAGCCAGUUGGAAAGCUCUGAAGGUCAUUGCGCAAGAUAUACCCAUGGCAGGAGUGUAUCUGAAUACCCAGGGUUCUUUCCAAGCCCUUCAUCCGCUAGUGAACGAGCCUUUGGUAUCUAUCGCAGGUACGCCUGAUUAUCAGUCAAAAUUUGUGGUUCUAGCAUACUUGGAAGAGUUCAAGCUUGCAAUCCAUCGACUUCGCCAACGAUUGAACCUGGCAAAUGAGUCUGGGAAAUUGCUCAAGCCUAGUCAGAUGUCGCGGCUUGAAAGAUCAUUGGCGUCUUCCCGCAUCCAGUCGCUCAUGAAAGACUCUACGCAGCCUGUUGGUCACUUCUUAUCUGAAUGUGGUCAAGCUCUCUAUGACUACAUCCAAAAUCUUGAUGAGCAGAGCCUUCAAGCUCCCGAAAUCGUUGCAGCGCUGCGUAUUGUCAUUAACUUAUGCUGGGACAUGUAUCGGGUGACGAAUGUCAGCCAAAUUGACGAGGGAGAGUUCCAGGUCUACUUGCAAAUCGGAAAGAAUGUUUGCGCAUCCCUGCUCGGUAAUUCACAUGCGUUGCAGCCAUUAGAGACUGCUCUUUCUCGUGCUCUUGCUCGUUUCCAGGCCGGUUGGGCUUUGACAAAUGGAUUGAGCAUGCAAAGAAUGUGGGAUCUGUGGCGACAUGUUACACCUUCUUCACGAGAUCAGUUGUCCUCGUUAAUUGAAUUGGAGAAGACUACAUCUCAAUUCACUUCCCUCGCGCUACAGACCCGCGUCAAUCUCACCGAACUCAGUGGCGUGUGGGAGUCUUUGAUGAAUGCACAGCGCUUCAUUCUUCUGGAUGGUGCCAAUGGAGAUACGCUUGUCCAAGGACUAAAGCAGACAGUUGCUGAGCUUGGCCAGGCCGUCCGACGCUCCGAAACUGAGCUUUCUCCCUACUUCUCCGAGGAAUUUGAGGCUCUUUGUCAAUAUGGCGAUAUAUCUUUCCCCGAUAAUGGACAAGCAAGCCAAACUGUUGUAUCUUUACUUGCGGGCCGCCCAGCCCGUCCUCUUGAUUCAUCGGCUUCCAAGAACCCCGUUCCAGAGAUUCUUCAUAGGAUCUCACUGUUUUCUGGAGCUGGUGACAUUUCCGGUUCUCCUUUGGCCAUCAGUGGCGUUUUCUCUCUAUCCAUGCUGGAUAAAUUAACGUCUGUCAGCAACACAACGCUGGCCCAAAUGGACAUGCUGCAAGCAGAGAAACAGGCUAUGUCCAAGGCAAUCUCGCUGAACAGUCGACAAAUUGCAGAAGACCAGGCAAACAAGCUCAGAGGGGUCCUUAUCGCUUUGACAGCAGAAUUGAUCUCUUGUCACCAAGAGUUCUUUGCUUCCGGAUCUCUCGAUCAACUGCUUGUGAUAUUGCAGAAAUCUAAUGCUGAUCAGAGCGUGCCUGAUAUCGAAGUCCGCCUGGAUUCUCGGCAUUUCCAACGCCUUGACGAAAUCAAUGCCAAGUCAAAUGCUCUUCUUUCUUUCGAAUCUUCCUUUACUGGUCAGCCAUCCAAUUUACGACACGCUCUCCUACAGAAGCAAAUUCAAGAACUCGGCUCUGCUCCUCCUCCAUCCUCUGUCACACGACCAGAGAGUUCUGAGCUGAACUUGCUGCAGGGCGAAUUUUCGAAUGUGAUCAAUUCUGUUAUCCACCGCAACCCUGAACAAAUGAUCAGCUCUCCCGAGAAUGCAGCUAAAUCCGAGGAGACGAUUCGACUGAUGCGUGACAAUAUCAGGCAGCUGACCAGUCGUCUUACUGCCCAUUACAAGUCCUACCAUGACAUAACCGUGCCUAUCGUUCGAUUUCUUCAACUUCUUGACAUUGGUCUCUUUUUGGGAUCAAGAGGGAACGAUACCAAGGAGGAACUCAAGGAUAUUCAGCUAUUAAGCCAAAAUACUCCUUUCUUGGGUGGAUCUACCCACCCUGUGUCUGAAAGCCAGUCCUUCCGAAGCUUGAGCUCGAACAACGCCAUUGAACUCCGUCUCCACGAACUCAGUGCACUCUGGACAGCGAAGAAUGCGGACCCGAAGAUACUCAACAUCAAAUCUGGCCGUCAUACCAUUCGCCGGAUCUUUGCAGAUUUCCAUCAUCUUUGGAAAACCAAGUUACAAGAAGACCAGCAAAAACAAGCCGAAAAAUCAGAGUUGUACCGUUACAAAGGCUCAUGGGAAGACGAGGAAGAAGUCAAUGAAGCCGAGCUUCACGAGCUAUUUCCGACUUAUGAUGAAGGGAGCCUCCCUAACCCAGAAGACGUUGGACGAGUUGAUCCAAGAAUCAUUGCUGUCCGCCUGGCCUCCCUUCAUGCCAAGAUCGUGAGAAGGGAGUCUGACGGCGAAGCAUUGUCGAACUUGGUUAAGCAGUCCAGUCGUCUGCUUGGUUCCAUGUGGUCGAGAAGCAAGGAUGAUUACUCCCCCGUCGCGCCCCAAGAUCUCCUGCCUGGCGCUUUCCUGCUCCUUGAUGACGUUAAUAGAGAGGGGUCAUUGCAACAACCGAAGAACUACAAUUUCUACACCGAUUCUAAUUUAGGAGAGGCAAGGAAAUUGGUCAAUCUCGCCCUUUCCGUCCAGGCUCGCUUUGUUCAGAUUCAAAUUGCUUGGCCAGAACAUGCUGUGUUGGCAGAUGUUAUUAACUGCUGCUCCGAAAUUCUACAAUUUAAGCAUACCGAGCCAGUCGCCAAAUUCUUGACCAAGGUGGAAAAGCUGCAUUCUUUCAUCCACGAAUGGCAACUCGUUGCAAGCAGAGAAUAUUCGGCGGUCGCUCUGUUCGAUGAAAUCACAAGCAUGCUCAUUGGAUGGCGACGUCUUGAGUUGUCAACAUGGGCCAAGCUUUUGGAUCUUGAAAAGGACCGAUGCGAGGAAGAUGUUAGUGCAUGGUGGUUCGUCGCUUACGAGGCCCUUUUUGCCGUUCCCCUUCAGAUGGCUGAAGAUGGUGAAAAGGAUAUGAGGGAGCAUAUUGAAGGAGUCAUCGCAACCUUGGAGCAGUUCUUCAUCUCUACAACGAUGGGUCAAUUUGCUCGUCGUCUUGAGCUUGUGACGGAUUUCCAGUCACUUCUUUCUAUCUUCGUGGAAGAUUUCACUAUCCUGAAGCCUCUCAUUUCUGCCCUCCAGAAUUUCGUCUCUCAUUAUCGACCUUUCGAGCCACUUGUCAACAAGGCCCUGCAAGACAAGCGAUCUGCGCUCGAAAAGGACAUUAAAGAGCAGAUUCAAUUGGCCAGUUGGAAGGACACGAGCAUUGUCGCGUUGAAGGAGAGUGCUAGGCGAUCUCAUGUCAAACUGUUCAAGCUUGUACGGAAGUACCGCGCUGUCCUCUCUCAGCCGGUUCAGCCUGUGCUUGAACAGGGACUCUCUGAAGUCUCUUGUGAACAAGUGACUGCCAAUGAAGAGAACCAGGCUUUACCCAUCACCGUGAUUCCCGAGGCAUUAGAGCUCUGCCAGAAGAGUACGAAAAUAUGGACCUCAAGAGCACUCAGAUUCCAAAAAUCAGAUGGGACGGCCCAAAACAUGAUGAAAAUGUAUUCAUCUAUGCCAUCUGAGUUCGACAUUGCCGAGGAACUCGGGGCUUUUACUACUUCUGUCAUUGAAGGCAUCAAUGAAUUCAAGUCUUCAACUCCCAAGACACUGACAGAAGAGAACAAGGAUGAUGUUCAACAUCUCAAGGUCCAAAAGCGUCGCCUCUACGCGGAUACUCUGAAACAACUUUUUGAAAUGGGUGUCAAGCGGAAUGCUGGAACUCAUCUUAUUGAGACCCAGGCUUCCGUUGCUCAAGUUCUUGCUACAAGUGCUGCUUUCGAAAGCGACCGAGAAACUUCAGCUUCACUUCGCAGUGCAGACUCGUACUUCCAUCGUCUACUGGAUCUUUUACCUCGCGCUCGUUUAGCUUCACGAAACUACUCCGAAGAGUUGAGCAAUGUUGAGGUCUCGCGAAGCAUGGGCUCCAUUGAGCAUUUCUUAUACAUGAUUCGACGACAGAGAGGUGUGCUUGCGCCUUCUUUACUUGGAAUUGACAAGUUACAUACUGUUCUUGAGAAGAUGCAGAAUCUCUGGACAGUCAGUGCUCGCUCUCUCGCUAAGACGAACACCGGUCAUGUAGAGGAUUUAGCAGCUCUCUCUCGCACCGUCGCUUGGCUAAUCUUAGCGCGAGGAGGGCAGCUUUCGGUGAACUUCACAUCUCGCUUCAGUCCCUUCCCCUCUCUCCCCACUGGUGUCACUUCUCAGAUGGAGCAGAAAUUGUUAGAGAAGACGAAGUCAUCACUUGACCAAUUCAAGGAUUCUUUGGUCCAAUGGACUCAGCAGCGUCCAGACUUGUCCUUUGCCUUGAAUCAGAUCUCACCAUGGAUCCGAACUUAUGGAUCCUCCCAGACAGAACUCUCUAAGGGAUCCAGUAUCUCACUCCAAGAUUUCGAUAGCAAGCUUUUGGCCUCUAUAACAAAGAUGCUGGUAGGAUUUCAACAACUCAAGGACGUACCUUCCUCAAUCGACUUCUCUGGCCUGCUUUCGCGAAGCGAUGAAUUUUUCUCUCGGGCAUCCAAAUCUCUCCAUGUCGAAGAGAUUACCUUGUCUCUUAACUCAGUCCUUGACCAGUUGAAGAACAUUCAUGACAAGUCAUCAGAUGCACUUCCAUCUGCGGCUGCUUUAGUCGCCAGUGUUCUGCCUAUUGCCAACCAAUAUCACCGUAUCUGCAAGGAUCUAUCCGCGCGUUUUGUCACUGUGCAUCGUGAGGUCUGCAAGACCUCUUAUGUCUUGACUAAGUCAUUUACUCAGAUUGCCGCUGAAGGUCUUUGCAGCCCGGCUGAAGCUUCCCAGGAAGAGGGCAAAGAAGGCAAAAUGGAAAGUGGCACUGGCCUUGGCGAUGGCGAAGGUGCAGAAGACAUUAGCAAAGAUGUCGGGGACGACGAAGAUCUCUCAGAACUCGCUCAGCAGCAACAGGAGAAAGAAGGUAAUGCUGAUGACAUGGAUGACUCUGCUGAUGCUGUUAAUAUGGAUCAAGAAGAUUUGAUGGGCGAGACUAGCGAGCAUAAGGAAGACGAGGGCGAGGAGGAAGACAAAGAUGAGAAUGAGGAAGACAAUGACGACAUUGAUGAAGAAACAGGCAGUGUUGAUGGCCUGGAUGAAGGCGCAGUCGACGAAAAGCUCUGGGAUGGCGCCAACGAUGAACAGCAGAAAGAGACCGAGAACGAGGAAGGAAAGGGUCAAAACGAAGCUGAUGAACAGACAGCGGGCCAAGAGCAGCAGAAAAAGGAGUCCGACGAAGGCCAAAAAGGAGAAGAAGAGGAUAAUGAAGAGGAUGAAGAAGAGGAGGAAGAUCCAGAUGAGGAGGGCGAGGCAAUUGGUCGAGAAGAUAUGGAUGUGACUGAUCCUCAAGCAAAAGAAGAAGAAACAUUGGAUCUCCCUGAGGAAAUGCAACUAGACGGCGACGACAAGGAAGGAGGAGACGAUGAAGGCGACGAUGAUGACAUGGAUGAUAUGUCUGACAUGGGGCCCCUCCCCGAAGAGGAAAAGGGCGACGAGCAGAAUGACCAACCUGGUGAAGAUGAUCCUGAUAUGGCCCCAGAUGAACAAGCCCCUGGUGAGGGCGAAGAAAUGGGCGAUGAAGACGUCAAUGAGGCUCAAGCUGAAGAGGAAGAGAACGAGGCUGGCGGAGAAGACUCUGAGGAGCCCGCGCAAGACGAGUUCCUUCCUCAACGUGACGAGAAUGAACCUGCUGGCGACGAUGUUGCUCCAAGUGAAGCAGUCACCGGAGGACUAGGAGCCGAACAAGACCAGAACGAAGACAAAGGAGCUUCCGGGGAUGCUCAACAGGAGAGCGGGUCGAAUGAUCCGACCGCCAGCGCCGAGGAUCAAACAGGAGUAGCCAAGGAUAGUGAAGAAAGCAAGCGCAGUCGCGACGCUGGUGGUGCUGAAGACACCGCUCCCAAUGAUCCGCAGAUUCAAGCAUUCAAAAAGCUUGGUGACAUCCUUGAGCAAUGGCACCGUCGUCAAAAAGAAGUGCUCAAUCCCUCUCAAGAAGAAGACGGAGACUCGAAUCCUCUGCCUCAGGACACCGAUAUGGCAGAUGCUGAUUUCGAGCAUCUUAAGGAUGACGAUGACCAAGCCGAUACGCAGGCUCUCGGACAAGCCAAUGAAGAUCAAACCCAGGCCCUCGAUCAGAAUAAGGGUGUCGACUCCGACAUCAAGCCUGGAGAAAACGAUGUGCUCCCUGAUGCAUCGGAAGAACAAGAUGCCGUCGACGACCAACUUCACGACGAGAUGCAAAUUGACCGCGAGAGAGUUCCUAAUGAGGGUCAGUCAUCUGGAGCUUUCAUCCCCGGCGACCGAACUUCUCGAGACCCUGUGGAUAGCGCACCAGGUGCAGAAGAAGCGAAUGAGGAGCUAGACGAAGUCGACACUCAGCUCGCAGCGAUCCACCUGUCUUCUUCGCUUCCACCCUUGACUCCGGAGACGGAAGCACGCCGCCUCUGGUCACACUACGAAUCGACUACCAACGACCUCUCGCUCUCUCUCACCGAGCAACUACGUCUGAUUCUCGCACCAACCCUUGCAACCAAACUUCGUGGUGAUUUCCGGACAGGAAAGCGGCUCAAUAUUAAGCGUAUCAUCCCUUAUAUUGCAUCCCAGUAUAAGCGUGACAAGAUUUGGAUGCGUCGUUCCAUUCCAUCAAAGCGAAACUACCAAAUCAUGCUCGCCGUUGACGACAGCAAAUCUAUGCUUGAGAGCGGAAGUGGCCAGCUUGCAUUCGAGACCCUUGCCUUGGUAGCGAAGAGUUUGAGCAUGCUUGAAGUAGGUGAUCUCUGUGUGCUCGGAUUUGGAGACGAAGACCAUGUCCGCGUUGCACAUGAGUUUGGCAAGCCUUUCUCCUCCGAGGCAGGUAUGCAGGUUUUCCAGCACUUCAGCUACAAGCAAACUGGCACAAAUGUGCGAAAACUUAUCGCGGACUCCAUCGCCUUAUUCCGAGAGGCACGUUGGAAGAAAUCACCUGGUUCUGGCUCCGCGGAUCUUUGGCAGCUUGAGCUGAUCAUCUCUGAUGGUAUUUGCGAAGAUCAUGAGGCCAUUCGUCGUCUGGUGCGCCAGGCUCUCGAGGAACGCAUCAUGAUUGUCUUCAUCAUUGUCGAUGCAGUCAAGGGAAGCUCUAUUUUGGACUUAUCGCAGGCUAGCUUCGAAGCGGACCCCGAUUCUGGUGGUGAGAUGAAGUUGCGGAUGAAGCGAUAUCUCGAGGGUUUCCCCUUCCCCUACUAUUUGGUUGUUCGAGAUGUCCGCGAGUUGCCUGCGGUAUUGGCCACAGCUCUCAAACAGUGGUUUGCUGAGGUUGUGGAUGUAUCUUCAUAA